Messenger RNA from Lolium perenne, 1149 nucleotides. Lineage: Eukaryota; Viridiplantae; Streptophyta; Magnoliopsida; Poales; Poaceae. The record is from RefSeq and is a predicted model, not a curated record.
AUGAUGGGUUGGCUUCUUGUACAUGUUACCUUGCUUUCUUCUAUAAAGAUUUGGUACGCCAUUGACUUCCAAAGGUUCUCCAUCAACAACCUGGGCGAUCCUUUCAUCGAGAGCAACUACGGCGUGCACUCCAGGCAGUUUGAGGUCACCGUGCUUGACUGGUGCGCUCACCUCUGGGACCUCCAGCCGGACAACUACUGGGGCUACAUCACCAACUGCGGCACCGAGGGAAAUCUACACGGCCUACUAAUCGGGAGAGAGCUUUUUCCUGAUGGGAUUAUAUACACGUCCCGUGAGUCACAUUACUCCAUCUUCAAGGCGGCUAGGAUGUACAGAGUUGAGUGCAUCAAGAUCGACACUAUGGUAACUGGAGAGAUGAACUGCGCAGAUUUCGAAUCCAGGCUGAUGCAGAACCCCAAGAGUCCAGCGAUUAUCAACGUGAAUAUAGGGACAACCGUCAAGGGAGCAAUUGAUGACCUUGACAGGAUUAUAAAAACACUUGAAAAAUGUGGAUUUCAAGAUCGAUUUUACAUCCAUUGUGAUGGUGCUCUGGCCGGCCUUAUGAUGCCAUUUAUCAAACAAGCACCAAAGGUGACAUUCAAGAAGCCUAUUGGAAGUGUGUAUUUCAACAAGGAAGGAGGAUACAUUCUAAAGGGUCUGAGUGAGAUGGAUCUUGGAAGUCUGUUAUUGGGAUGCCCGGUGCCAUGUGGUGUGGUAAUAACAAGGCUCGAGCGCAUAAAAGUUCUCUCUACCGACAUCGAGUGCAUAUCAUCUAGAGAUGCGACUAUCAUGGGGAGCCGGAACGGGCACACACCGAUGUUCAUGUGGUACACGCUGAACAAGAAGGGUUACCGAGGCAUCCGUGAGGAUGUCGAGAAGUGCUUGGCAAACGCUCAUUACCUUGCGAACCGUCUCAAGGAGAUAGGAGUAAGUGUGUCCCUGAAUGCAUUGAGCAGCACGCUAGUUUUUGUAGUCAUGCCCAACGUCAGCAUAGAGAAGCUCGACGGCUUCGUCAAAGAGCUCGUGACUAAGCGAACUUCAUGGAAAGGAGGCAAAGGGUUUAGUGUACCUUGUGUUGCAACGGACAUAGGGAAAGAUAGUUGUCUCUGCGGUGUGCAUACCAAGAAUUUGAGGACCUUCCAAGAUUAG